Molecule: messenger RNA, 1200 nt
Organism: Saccostrea echinata
Lineage: Eukaryota; Metazoa; Mollusca; Bivalvia; Ostreida; Ostreidae
Exons: 9
Coding region: 1-1200 (399 amino acids)
Molecular function (GO): scavenger receptor activity
Source: RefSeq, a predicted model, not a curated record
AUGAAGAGUGUAAUCCGGGUUUCUACGGAAAAGAUUGUAGGCAGGGCUGUAGUGAAAACUGCGUAUCGCCCAGACGUUGUAACAAAUUUAUUGGAGAAUGUGAGAGAGAAUGUAACAGAAGAACUGGAAGAUGUAAUGGAAGAUGUCAGCCAGGAUGGAAAGGAAUAUGAUGUGAACAGAGUGCAAAAUUUAGCUUUUGGGAAACCUACGUGGCAAGAGAAUUACUUUCCAAUCAGACCAAUUGAAUGGGGAGCAGCAAAAGCGGUAGAUGGGGAAUAUUCUAAUCGCUCAGCAAUGGGCAACCAGUGUACAAUAUCAGGAAAUGGAGAGAAGACAGCAACAUGGGGAGUAGAUCUAGAGAGUGUGGUCAGCAUCAGUUUUAUAAACAUAUAUUACAGGACAGAUAAUAUGCCUAGUCCUGGUGCCUACUACGGUCGAUUUGCUGGAUUUUUCCUCUACGUUUCUAAUACAACGUAUAAGAACGAUGGCUAUCUUUGUUUCCAUGAGAUACAAACAGUAGACGGUACACCAACAGAGAACCAGACAAUAAACUGUACUGUACAUGGACGUUAUGUCAUAUACUACAACGAGAGAAAACCGGAUGUGACGUACCCAAGUUACUAUUCUCAAUUUGCUUACAAUGAAUUAUGUGAAUUAGAAGUUUACGGGUGCCCUGACGAAGGAUAUUACGGAGAAUACUGUAACCAAUCAUGUCCCGAGAACUGUCAUAACCAAAUAUGUAACAUCACUACAGGAAAUUGUAUAAAUUGUACAGCGGGAUAUCAAGGUCCUAAGUGUAGUCAAGUAUGUGAUGAACACACAUAUGGCCUGGAGUGUUCUCUGUCAUGUGGUAAUUGUAGUGACGGAGAUACCUGUCACCAUGUCAACGGCACGUGUCUUAAAGGCUGUAGUGAAGGGGUGGAGGGAGAGGCAUGUCAAAAAGAAUGUAGUCCUGGGUACUACGGAAAAGGAUGUAUACAUGAAUGCAGUGUUAACUGUGGAGUGCCGAGACGAUGUAACAGGUUUACUGGGGAGUGUGAGGGAGGGUGUCAAUCUGGGUGGAAGGAAAAACAAUGUGAUAUGAGUCCAAGGAGCAGCGAUGAUAAAAUAACCUCCACUUAUGCAGAACUCGGAGAUCUCGACAAACCCAGCACUUAUGAUGAGCUUCACGUCUAUGCGAAAGCUGAUGAGAAGAUGUAA